Penicillium concentricum is the source of this 759-nucleotide messenger RNA. Its product is annotated as putative 2-haloalkanoic acid dehalogenase. The coding region runs from base 1 to 759 and encodes 252 amino acids. The transcript is spliced from 2 exons. NCBI's taxonomy places the organism in Eukaryota, Fungi, Ascomycota, Eurotiomycetes, Eurotiales, Aspergillaceae. The record is from RefSeq and is a predicted model, not a curated record.
AUGAUCUCCCCAAAGAAGCACGCCGUUUUCGACGUGGUCGGCACCUGCGUGUCAUUCGAUAUCUUUUUCGACACCAUCGAACGGAUUCUCGGCCCACGACUACGAGCACAUGCAGUGUCGGCCAAGAUAUUCGGAUUUUCAUGGAUGCAAUCUGCUGAGCUCGAGUCUCUAAUGCUCCACAUGUCCAAGCGGAAAGUGCCAUACAAGGAAGUUUUCAGGGCGCUCUUUUACCGCGUCUUAUAUAUGUCCGGGAUCGAGGACCCGAGAUCAUUUGCGACCGACGAGGAAAGAGACAUAUGCCAGGAUGCGUAUUCAAAGUUGGAACUCCGCCCGGAUUGCCGCGCAAUGAUGGAAAAAUUGAGAGAUAAUGGUUUCACUAUCUGGUGCUUGACCACGGGCGACACAGAAAGAGUCGGCGGGUACUUUAAGCGCGCUGGGUUUGAAAUGCCCGCCGAGAACCUCGUCAGUUGCCAUCAGUUUAUGAAGCAUGACUCUGCAUUGGAGUCCCCGCUUGAUAUGGUCAAGCCUUCGAUGGGGUCCUACAAGCCCAUGCUCGAUAAGUUCGCUCCUGAGGAUCAAAAGUGGUUCGUGGCGGCGCAUAUGUGGGAUGUGAGCGCAGCCGUUAAAGCUGGCUUCCGUGGCGCUUACUGCUCCGUCUAUGAGAAGGAGUCUUGUAUUGAGAUCUUUGACACCAAGAUGGAUGUCAUGGCCGACACUUUGCUCGAAAUGGCCCACAAGAUGAUUGAUGUGGCUUCCUGA